CUUCCAGGCGGGCUUCGUUGCAAGUGACACUACCCGCUGGAUAGGAUUCUGUGAAUCAUCACCACCAAACGAACCCGCUCAAUGGCCACAGCGGCAAAGAGAGUCAGUCGACUCAUCACGUCAAGACCGAUGCACCUCACUGGGACGCCAGCCCUUCGUCCCUUCACCCAUUUGCGAAUGAAUUCCUCAGCAGCAGCAGCAGCAGCAGCAGCAACCCCCUCUGCCCCAGCUCCUUCAUCCUCCCCGGGUGAAGAAGCAGCAGCAGCCACCAAAGCGGCGCAAGCCAACUACAAAAUCGUGCAAGACAUCUCCAACUUCGCACAAACCGAAGCCAGCCGCCCACCCUUCGACCACACCUCCCCGGCAAUCGAGGUGACCCAAUCCCCCUACCCCAGCUGGACCUACGGCCAAGGCGUGCCAGACAACGGCGCCAGCGCCGGCAAAACCCACCGCGAGAUCGAUCCGUACGCCGCCUCCCGCCCGGCGAUCAACAACUACCGCCUGCUGGUGUCGGGCAUCGCGCCGCGGCCCGUGGGCUUCCUGAGCACCGUCUCCGCCGACGGCACCACCAAGAACCUGGCGCCCUUCAGCUACUUCCAGGUGGUCGACCACGACCCGCCGCUGUUCGUCGUGGGCUUUUCCUCGCGGCCGGGCCGCGCCAAGGACACGUACCGCAACCUGCAGGCGACGGGCGAGUGCGUCAUCAACACCGUCUCCGAGGGGAUGAUCGAGGCGGUCAACGCCACCGCCAUCGACGCCCCCUACGGCGUGUCGGAGUGGGAGGUCAGCGGGCUGACCGAGGCGCCCAGCGCCACUGUAACGCCGUCGCGCGUCCGCGAGUCGGUCUUCUCGAUCGAGGGACGGGUGCUGGAGAUCAAGGAGUUCGCGGCCCACAGCCCCGGGAUGAGUGUGUCGGCGGUGGUGUUGAUCAAGGCGACGCGGUUCUGGGUGGAGGAGGGGGCGCUCGAUGCGGAGGGCAGUCACAUUGAUCUGGAGAAGUUGAGGCCCGUGGCGCAAUUGGGGGGUGUGGCGUAUGGGCGCAUCACGUCGACGUUUGAGCGGCCGCGGACGAAGUGGGGGGCGGAGGUGGAGAAGAGUGAGCUGUUGAGGGAGUUGGAGCGGAGGAAUGAGGACGAUGGAAACUAGAUUCAUGAUACCAUGGGAUUAGAUGUGGCGUUUAGAUUUUCAGUGUUGUUAUGCUU
Aspergillus brunneoviolaceus CBS 621.78 is the source of this 1202-nucleotide messenger RNA. RefSeq names its product flavin reductase family protein. NCBI's taxonomy places the organism in Eukaryota, Fungi, Ascomycota, Eurotiomycetes, Eurotiales, Aspergillaceae. Bases 82 to 1146 code for a protein of 354 amino acids. Gene Ontology annotation, molecular function: FMN binding. The transcript has 2 exons. The record is from RefSeq and is a predicted model, not a curated record.